Messenger RNA from Penaeus chinensis, 596 nucleotides. Its product is annotated as cuticle protein AMP1A-like. Lineage: Eukaryota; Metazoa; Arthropoda; Malacostraca; Decapoda; Penaeidae. Gene Ontology annotation, cellular component: chitin-based extracellular matrix. Bases 7 to 432 code for a protein of 141 amino acids. The transcript is spliced from 2 exons. Gene Ontology annotation, molecular function: structural constituent of chitin-based larval cuticle. The record is from RefSeq and is a predicted model, not a curated record.
GUAUAUAUGUACAUAAUGAAUAUAUAUUCAAAAGAAGAAAUACCAAACAAUGAAUAUUUUCAGAUCAUCUUCGCCUGCCUGGCCGCCGUCGCCCUCGCCCGCCCUCAGAAACCCGACUCUGAGGCCGAGACCGUUUUGGACGAGAGGUCCGACAACGGCGACGGCAACUUCCAGUACACUUUCCAGACCAGCAACGGCAUCAGCUCCUCCAACACUGGCACUCCUGGAUCUGAGGGCCAGAGCAACAUGCAGGGAUCAUACAGCUUCCUCCUUCCCGACGGAACCACCGCCGAAGUCAGCUUCGUGGCCGACGAGAACGGCUUCCAGCCCUCGUCCGACCUCCUGCCCGUCGCCCCGCCGCUGCCUGAACACGUAUACGAACUGCUCCGCAUUGCUGAGGAUCAGCGCGCAAGAGGAAUUACCUUCGAUUAGCUGGCUCCUGAUAACUCGUGCAGACGACACUUGACUCUUUUCAAAUUUCACUGUAAAUACACUCUUAAGUCAAGUACUUCCGGCAGUGAUGCAUGUAUAUAUCGAUUAUAUAUGCUCUCAUGUGUGUAUUUGUCUGGUUUUAUAAAUAAAGCUGUUUGAAAAUG